CUUGUCCGCUUCGUCAAUUGGGUUUUCUCGACCUUGUACCCUUGUGACUCAGGAGGUGCAUAUACACUCAUCAUGGGCAACGAGAAUGAUCUCAAGCACGAUAUCGAGCUUUCGGGUCAUGACUUUGACCUCGGGCAGAUGCUCGCGGUGCAGUCGACACCUGAAGAAGAGCGAAAAGUGUUGCGGAAGCUUGACUUUGUGUUGAUUCCCAUGAUGGGAGUUGCGUACUUCCUCCAAUUCCUCGACAAAUUGGCUCUUAGCCAAGCGACUCUUUUCAAUUUACGCGAGGACCUGAACAUGCAUGGCAAUCAAUACUCUUGGACCUCGGCGAUAUUUUACUUUGGGUAUCUAUUCUGGAGUUUCCCAAGUUCCUAUGUGAUCGUCCGCCUUCCUAUUGGAAAGUAUCUUUCCGUCUCGGUAUUUAUUUGGGGCGGUAUUUUAAUGUGUCAUGCGGCCUGUUCCAGUUUUACUGGACUCAUGAUAGCUCGGUUUUUCCUCGGAGUCGGUGAGGCCGCUAUUGCGCCUGGAUUUACUUUGAUUACCGGAAUGUUCUACAAACGAGAGGAGCAACCUGUUCGACAAUCGGCGUGGUUCUUUGGUAACUGUAUUGCCGUACUAUUCGGUGGGUUAAUUGCGUACGCCAUCGGUCAUAUCCACUCAACGGCCUUGGAGAGCUGGAAGCUGUUAUUUUUGAUCCUGGGUGCUAUUACCUCGUCCUAUGGGCUGGUUCUGUUCUUUUUCUUGCCCGACUCGCCUGUCAAGGCGGUCUUCUUGAAAGAAAAUGAGCGUGCCAUUGCUGUUCAAAGGACGCUCAAAAAUAAGACUGGAGUUCUGGAUAACGGCAAGUUCAAGUGGUCACAGGCCCAGGAUGCUUUGACUGAUCCGCAAACGUGGUUCCUCGUCUUGAACUCACUUUCGUCAAAUUUGUGCAAUGGCGGAAUUACCACCUUCUCGGCUAUCAUCACGGCAGGAUUUGGUUUCAGUGACUUCAAGUCCCUUCUUCUGCAGAUGCCACAAGGCGGUGCAGAAAUCGUCUUCCUGAGUAUAACCUGUUUGGCCACCACAUUUAUCCCAAAGUCACGCAUUAUCGCGAUGAUUCUCAACACAAUGGUCUCCGUUGUUGGCCUGGUUCUCAUCUGGAAAUUGGACCCUAAUAACCAAGCUGGUCGAAUGGUUGGCCUCACUCUGGCUGUUGUUUACGCCAUUAACCUGCCCAUCUCCUUGAGCGUGAUCACUUCAAAUGUCGCUGGCUUUUCUAAGAAGAGCGUUGUCAGCGCCUUGGUGUUUAUUUCAUACUGUGUUGGAAACAUGAUCGGGCCACAAUUCUUCCUUGCCUCGGAAGAGCCAUCGUACCCGACUGGAAUGAAAGCAGCCAUGUCAGGUUUAGUAUUGAGUAUUGGCUUUUUGAUUUGCCUGUAUUGUUACUAUGCAUAUGAGAACCGCCGACGCGACCGUCUAUAUGGGGCGGCGGAAACAAUCACUGUGGGCGCGGAGCUGCAGGAUGAGCUGUCUAACAAGACCGACCGAGAGAUUGAAAGUUUCCGAUAUAUUCUUUAA
This is a messenger RNA of Penicillium atrosanguineum, 1557 nucleotides long. RefSeq lists its product as uncharacterized. Gene Ontology annotation, molecular function: allantoate transmembrane transporter activity; dipeptide transmembrane transporter activity. NCBI's taxonomy places the organism in Eukaryota, Fungi, Ascomycota, Eurotiomycetes, Eurotiales, Aspergillaceae. The record is from RefSeq and is a predicted model, not a curated record. Gene Ontology annotation, cellular component: plasma membrane. Gene Ontology annotation, biological process: transmembrane transport; tripeptide transport; dipeptide transport. The annotation marks the transcript as partial. The transcript has 7 exons.